This is a messenger RNA of Nerophis lumbriciformis (worm pipefish), 924 nucleotides long. Lineage: Eukaryota; Metazoa; Chordata; Actinopteri; Syngnathiformes; Syngnathidae. The record is from RefSeq and is a predicted model, not a curated record.
AUGGAGUGCCGUGUCCUGUCCAUCCAGAGCCACGUCGUCCGGGGUUAUGUGGGCAACAAGAGCGCCUCGUUCCCGUUGCAGGUUUUAGGCUUUGAGGUGGACUCCAUCAACUCUGUGCAGUUCUCCAACCACACAGGAUAUUCUCACUGGAAGGGCCAAGUGUUGACAGCUGACGAGCUCCAUGUUCUCUACGAAGGCAUCAAGCUCAACAACGUGCACCAGUAUGACUAUGUCCUAACAGGGUACACACGGGACACAUCCUUCCUGGAGAUGGUGGUGGACAUUGUUCAGGAGCUAAAGCGAGCCAAUCCAAAUUUGGUGUACGUGUGUGACCCUGUGCUCGGUGACCACGGAUCCAUGUACGUUCCCCAGAAUCUGUAUCCGGUGUACAAGAACAAGGUGGUUCCUGUGGCCGACAUCAUCACUCCCAACCAGUUCGAAGCAGAAUUGUUGACAGGGAAGAACAUUAGCACAGAGAAAGAUGCUGUAGAGGUGAUGGACCUGCUGCACAACAUGGGCCCAGACACAGUGGUUAUCACCUCCUCUGAUCUGCCCUCCAGACUGGGUGAUCGCUUCCUGGUGUCGCUAGGCAGCCAGCGUCACGUUCGCCCAGAUGGCAGCAGGACAACACAGAGAGUCAGAAUAGAAGUUCCCAAAGUAGACGCCGUCUUUGUGGGAACCGGUGACUUGUUUGCUGCGAUGCUUCUGGCAUGGACGCACCACUACCCAAAUGACCUCAAGACGGCUUGUGAGAAAACGUUUUCAGUGAUGCAUCACGUCAUCCAGCGGACCAUAUCGUAUGCACAUGAACUGGCAGGUCCCGGUCGGAGACCCAGCCCGCCCCAGCUGGAGCUCCGGAUGGUCCAGAGCAAAGCAGACAUAGAAGACCCCGCCAUUGUGACGGAGGCCACUGUCAUAUCGUAA